This is a messenger RNA of Racocetra persica, 267 nucleotides long. NCBI's taxonomy places the organism in Eukaryota, Fungi, Glomeromycota, Glomeromycetes, Diversisporales, Gigasporaceae. The record is from the annotation of a GenBank genome assembly.
ACAUUAAUAAUUAUUGAAUUAAAACAGAGUAUUGAAACAUUAUAUCAACCUUCUUCUUCACUCAAAGGAGCGUCUAGCACGAAGUCUGCUGAGUCCUCUUCUCCAACAACUGGAUCAUUUGGAAAAGACCUAUAUAAUAUUGAGUUUACCACAGCUUGUGAAGCAAAAUCAGCAACUUGUCAUAUCACUCGUUACGAGGGUGUCAAAAGCAUUUUACAAACAUUACUAGCACGCAAAGCUGUUUCAAUGGCAACUGCUCGUUCAGUG